GCACAAAUCAACCCUUCCAUAUUUGCUUAUGUGCUGCACUGCUUGGACUUCCUCGUUUCAUGGAGAGACGCUGGGCGUAGUACCGCCGUCCGCCGGCAGGGGGCGACGCAGAGGCAGAAGUGAUGAGGAGGAGACGCCGGACUAAAAACAGGGGCUGGCCUUGACGGAGGAGGGCCAGCAUGCCAAUUUCCAUAGCGCUCGCGCACGUGGGUAGAGUAGAGACGAGAAGGCUGGCCGCUCUGACUCACACCGACAGACACCGAGGACUCCUCGCGGUUGAGCCCGGCCGGCAUCGCAGAGAGAGCGGACGGUGAGAGACCGGCAGAAGCGGGAAGCUUUGCGCGGGUGUGUGUGUUUUGUGUGACUUCCGCCCCCCCCCCCUCUCGCGCGGAACCAAGAAAAUUCAAGCCAACGAUGUCGGCGUUAAAGAAGAGAAACUCCAACGCCUCGGCGGACAGGGAUGAGGACAAGCAGGUGACGGAGAGGAUGCUGUCCCCCGGCGAGGAGAAGGGGGAGCCGGGCGGAGGAGAGGAAGGGGUCGCGCUGAAGAAGACCAUCACCCUGUACAACGGCGUGGCCCUCAUCGUGGGCACCAUCAUCGGCUCGGGCAUCUUCGUCACGCCGUCCGGCGUGGUGAAGGAGACCGGCUCGGUGGGUCUGUCCCUGGUGGUGUGGACGGUGUGCGGCGUGUUCUCCACGGUGGGGGCCCUCUGCUACGCGGAGCUGGGGACCACCAUCACCAAGUCCGGCGGGGACUACGCCUACAUCCUGGAGGUGUACGGCCCCCUGCUGGCUUUCCUCAAACUGUGGAUCGAGCUGCUCAUCAUCCGGCCGUCCUCGCAGUACAUCGUCGCCUACGUGUUCGCCACCUACCUGCUCAAGCCCCUGUUCCCCGUGUGCCCGGUGCCGGAGGAAGGGGCCAAGCUCUUGGCGUGCCUCUGCAUCCUCUUGUUGACCUUUGUGAACUGCUACAGCGUGAAGGCGGCCACCAGGGUGCAGGACAUCUUCGCUGUUGCCAAGCUCCUGGCUCUUGUGAUGAUCAUCAUCAUCGGCUUCGUCAAGAUCGGCCAAGGUGGCGUCGACCGCCUUCUCCCGGAGAAUUCGUUCGAGGGCUCCAAGUACGAGUUCGGCAGCUUGGGGCUGGCGAUGUACAGCGGCCUGUUUGCUUACGGCGGCUGGAACUACUUGAAUCUGGUCACCGAGGAGAUGAUUGAGCCUUUCAAAAACCUUCCCCGCGCCAUCAUCAUCUCCCUGCCCAUCGUGACGGUGGUCUACGUUCUGACCAACCUGGCCUACUUCACCACCCUCUCCCCCGAGCGGAUGCUCAACUCGGAGGCCGUGGCCGUGGAUUUUGGUAAUGAGCACCUGGGUCCGAUGGCAUGGAUCAUCCCCGUGUUUGUUGGCAUGUCCUGCUUCGGAUCGGUCAACGGCUCUCUGUUCACAUCAUCCAGGUUGUUCUUCGUGGGUUCCCGCGAGGGUCACCUGCCCAGUCUGCUGUCCAUGAUCCACCCCACCCUGCUGACCCCGCUGCCCUCACUCAUAUUCACCUGCCUGAUGACGCUGCUCUACGCCUUCUCCAACGACAUCUUCUCCGUCAUCAACUUCUUCAGCUUCUUCAACUGGCUCUGCAUCGCCUUGGCGAUCGUCGGGAUGAUGUGGCUCCGCUACAAGAAGCCCGAGAUGGAGCGACCGAUCAAGGUGAAUAUUCUGCUGCCGGUGAGCUUCGUGCUCGCCUGCCUCUUCCUCAUCGUCGUCUCCAUCUGGAAGACCCCGGUGGAGUGCGCCGUCGGCUUCGGCAUCAUCGCGACGGGAAUCCCCGUCUACUUCAUCGGCGUGCGGUGGCAGAACAAACCCAAGUGGAUGCAGCACAGAAUCUGCUCGACCACGGCCUUGUGUCAGAAGAUGAUGAAGGUGGUGCCUCAGGCGACCUAAAAGGCCUUUACAGUUAAUCGGGCUGCACUAAACGGUGACCUCUGGGUUCUGACGUCACAGCUGAUGAAGCUUGACCUCCGUUGACCCCCCCCCCGACCCCUCUCUCCCUCUCCAUGUCCACGUCUCCCACCCAGUCUGCAGGGUGCUGAUAAGGACCCGACGAAGAUGGAAACACGCCCCCCUAAGUGCUCUUCAGACGCUUUUCUUUUGUUUCUUAUGGACUCUUUUUAUUGUCACUAACCAUUCCUUGUAGGUUGUACUACCUUUUUUUUUGUAUGAUGAACUGUUACUUUAAUUAGAUUUUCUUCUGGCUGUCCUCCGGUUGUAUUUAGGAAAUUGUGCCUCAGGUGGCAGAAUGUACGACGGCGUAGCCGUCGCCGUAGUCGGCUGCGGCGUCUCACUUUUUUUGUUUUUGUAUUUAACUUUUUUUCCCAUUUUUUAUAUCCUGCAAGAAUCCACUUUUAAUCUCCCGGUAGCCAACUUUUUUUUCUUUUUAAGCAAAAAGUCUCACGUGAAACGAGAUUCGCGUCUUCGGACGUCGUUGCCGAAGCGCCGGAGGCCUUUUGGGUCCCGCGUUACAAUACCGCAGCGCUUUUCGUGGAAAGUCUCUCGUCGUCGUCCGUCGGUCGCCGCGAACCCGGGACGACUCGCCGGCGGCUAUCGCUGCCGCCGCUGCAGGGAGACGUGGAUCGAAGACCUCGGGGUGCCGGAGAGAUGCUCUUUUUGUUUUCUCCCAGAGAAAAGACUAAACAUGUUGUGGGUCUGCGAUCUUCUUUUCCCUUUUCAGGGAUCAAUAUCUUGAUCAAUAUCGUGUUUCGGACUCCUCACUGUAAUAAUGUUGACGCUUCAGACUCCGUGCGCUUUGCGUUUUUUUUUUUACAUCUUCUCUAAGAUGGCGAGGGCACAUUGUGACAUCAGUGUUUUUGUUGUUCUUCAUCCAUUUCAUCACAUUUUUCCUUUUCAUCUUUCCACACACACACACACACACAGUGAUAGUUGCACAAAAAUAAGUUAGUGCUGUUUUUUUAACGUUGACAAUCCUCCUGACAACGGGCUGUUUCACAGUGCGGCGCUUUAGUUGUUGCCGUGGCGACGGUGGCGGCCGUGGCGGGAGGGGUUACUAUGUGUAUGAGAUAGAACGUCGUAAUAACACUCCAGCCAUCGCACAACGCAGAUGGGUGAACUAACCUGACUAGGUCUGUAGAAAGUUUAUUUAUUUAUUUGUAGGUUAUUUUUUGUUUAUUUGUCCCUCUAACUUUGGUUACAUGGCAUUUUAUGGAAAGUGCUUAAAAAAUAAAUGAGGUAUUUUUCCACUUUA
This is a messenger RNA of Pseudoliparis swirei, 3250 nucleotides long. It is a transcript of the gene slc7a5, whose product is annotated as solute carrier family 7 member 5. The transcript is spliced from 10 exons. Gene Ontology annotation, cellular component: membrane. Lineage: Eukaryota; Metazoa; Chordata; Actinopteri; Perciformes; Liparidae. Gene Ontology annotation, biological process: amino acid transmembrane transport; neutral amino acid transport. The record is from RefSeq and is a predicted model, not a curated record. Bases 415 to 1932 code for a protein of 505 amino acids. Gene Ontology annotation, molecular function: L-amino acid transmembrane transporter activity; neutral L-amino acid transmembrane transporter activity.